AGUGAUGUGGUGAGUGCAAUCGAACAAAUUAAGCAUAGACCUCCUCGGAAGGAGGAUUAUGAGGCGUGUGCUUCUACUUUUAGUAGAAGUACUAUUGCGGUGCUUGAUGAAAUGAUGAGGUCUUUGAAUGGUGCCAAAUAUGUUUUCUUUCCCGUGGUGAAAAAAAUUCACUUCUACCUUCUUGUCCUUAACAUUCCUGAAAUGAAGUUUGUGUACCAUAAUUCGAUGGAUAAUGCGGCGUAUCGAGGGAUUGGGAAAAGCUUG
Striga hermonthica is the source of this 264-nucleotide messenger RNA. Lineage: Eukaryota; Viridiplantae; Streptophyta; Magnoliopsida; Lamiales; Orobanchaceae. The record is from the annotation of a GenBank genome assembly.